GCCAAGAAGAAUACGACACAGAGUUUGUGCCACAGGGUGAUGAAAGUCUACCGUGGAGGCAAUCCCGCAGCAAAUCACAGACUCCGGCCACGCCCUGGAGACGUGUGUCGCAGGAUCGACGAACAUCCCGUGACCGUUCGCAAUCCAUAGAUAAACGUGAGGAAAUAAAACCAUGGACCGAGCAGGUUGUAAAACUCAAGAAAACAACCAAAGACGUCAAAAAGGUGGAAAAGGAAAAGCUGGAAACUGUACAGCUGAAACCAGCGCAAAUCCAAAAGUCCCAAAUACAGAAGGAACAGCUGGAGAAGGUAGAAUUACGUGCCUUCAAGAAAGAUCAACAAACUACGGAGAUUACGGAGCAAAAGAUGGAAGAAAUGGUGGAAGCCAUCAUAAAAGAAGAUGAAAAUGUUGAAUAUGGAGUUCAAAAGCUACGACAUGACGAGGAUAUCUCAAUUCUAGAAAUCACGCAACAAGUAGACGAACUGAUGCGCAAGGAAACAGAAAAGGGUGUCCCUUGGAAGCGUGGAAAGGUAACCGAUGAAGAGCAAAUUGGCAAACAACAGUUUCAAGAAACAGAUGAAACCACAUUGCUAAAAGUGGAUCAAACCGUCGAAGAUGAAACAAUCGAAAAACAGAAAUUGGAAUUAUCAGUCGACCAACAAUCAGGCGUAGCCUGGCGACGAGGCAAGAAAACCGAGCCCUUCAAAGAAACCGAAGACUCCGCUCGACUUAAAGUCGAUCAAACCGAGGAGCAGCAAGUACAAGCACAAGAGCAACCUGUGGCAUGGAAACGAGGUCCCAAAAAGCCACAAAUAGAACAAGUUGUCGAUACUGAGGAGACAUCUCGCUUGACGAUAGAUGAAACUGAGCAGCAAGAGGUUAUUCAGUCAGCUGAAGAACAACCGGUCACAUGGAGACGUGGACCGAAGAAAUCAACACCAGAAGAACCAAAACCAGAAGAACAGAAGCCUGAGGAACCUCAACUACCGCCUUGGAUGCGUGGAAGAAAACCUGGACCAAAACGUGAAAUUCCCAAACCACCAGAGCCGGAAAAGGUCGAACAAAUAGCACUGAAGCCUACUCGUAGGCAAAAGAAGGAAAUACCAAAGGAAUCCAUAGAAGAAGUAUCUCUGAAGCCAGUCCCCAAGAAGCCAAUUGUUGAAGAAGUGAAGCCUGAAGAUUUUGAAUCUGUGGAAAUUGAGCCGUACAAGCCAGAUAAACUGAAGGAACUAACUCCUCGCGAAGAACUGGAACAGUUGGAACAAAUUCAGUUUGAAGACAAGCCUAAACCCGUAGAACCAUUGCCUGAAGAACCGGUCAAAAAACCCGAGGAAGCACCAAAGGAAGCUGAACCAAUACCAGAACAACCAACCUGGCGUCGUACUCGUAAGGAUAAACCAAAGGAAGAGGUACCCGAAGAGAAACAAUGGCCUACUGGUAAGAGGCGACCACUUCCAACGGAACCUAAGGAAGAAGUAGUGCUCAAGCCUAUUCCCAAGCCUCAAAAAGAGACAGAACCACUCCCCGAAAAGGAUCUUACAAUCAAACCAAAACCACUUCCAGAGUUGCCAGACAAACCCGACAAGGAAACUGAAAUUUCAUUCAAGCCACUGCCGGAGCAACCCAUCGAAAUCGUGCCAGUGGAAGAAUCUCCUGCGCAACCAGCAGAGGACGAUGAAUCUCACUUGCCACCAUGGAGGCGAGGUAAAAAAGCGGCACCCAAACGUGAAAUUCCACCACCAGAGCCCGAAGUGAUCGAGAAGGUAACUCUGAAGCCUACUCCUCGUCAGAAAAAGGAAAUCAGUAAAGAAUCUCUAGAGGAAGUUUCGUUGAAACCAGUUCCAAAGAAAGCUGAAGUCAAGGAAGCUUCUCCAGAGGAAGAGCAAGUUGAAGAACUUAAGCGAGCCCCUGUGAAAAAGCCUCGCGAAAUCAGUCCUAAGGAAGAGCUUGAAAGAUUGGAACCUCUUCGAGCAGAACCAAUUGAACAGCCGGAAGUACAAGAAGAUGUACAACUUGCCGCUCCCAUUGAAUCAGAACCUGCUGAACCUAUGGUUGAACCAGAGCAACCCACUUGGAGACGUACAAAGAAACCAAAACCAGUGGAAGAAGAACCUGAAGAGAAGAAAUGGCCAACUGGUAAACGAAAGCCUCUUCCAGAGCAGCCUAAGGAAGAAAUCAUUUUGAAACCAAUCCCCAAGAAGGAUAAGGUAGACGAACCGAAGCCUGCAGAUGAACCAUCCAUUGAACCUACUCCCAUCCCGGAAAUCGUGGAUGAACCAAAAGAAGAAGAAGUUACCAUUGAGCCACUGGUAGUAGAAGAUGACUCCCAUUUGCCACCAUGGCGACGUGGAAAGAAACCGGUUCCUAAGCGAGAAAUACCGAAACCAGCCGAACCCGAAGCCAUGGAACAGAUCAAGUUAAAACCUACUUCGAGGGUGAAGAAGGAUCUGCCCAAAGAAGCACUUGAAGAGGUUACACUGAAACCAGUUCCAAAGCAACCAGAGGUCAUCGAAGCGGAAGUUUUCGAGCCUGAAGUUAUGGAAGUUAAGGAAGUUGAAAUCACAAAGCCGAAAAAAACCAAGCAAAAACGAAUUAUUGAACCUUUGGAGAAGCCAGCUUAUCCGGAAAUUCCGGAGCCAGAGCCUGUCGUUUUGGAUGAAGUGGAAAAGGUGCCGGAAGAGGUUGUAAAGCCAGAAGAACCCACACCCGAACAGCCGUCCUGGCGUAGAACGGAAAAGCCAGAACCGGUGGUUCAAGAACCGGAGGAGAAAAAGUGGCCAACCGGAAAACGUCGUCCAUUGCCAGAAGAACCAAAAGAGGAAGUUGUUUUGAAGCCUAUACCCAAGCCGCAGAAAGAAGAAGAACCGAAACCAGUAGAAGAGCCUAGAAUUAAACCUAAACCGACCCCAGAAGAGCCAGAAAAACCCGAACCAACGCCCUGGCGACGAGGCAAGAAAGAAAAACCAGCAGAAGAACCUGAGGAUACCAAGGAAUGGCCUAAAGGCAAACGACGUCCACUCGAAGAAGCUCCCAAAGAGGAAGUGGUACUGAAACCAAUUCCUAAGCCGAAGAAAGAGGAAGAGCCUUUACCAGUGGAAGAGCCUGCAAUCAAGCUCAAACCGGUCCCAACUCCAGAAGAGCCUGAAAAGCCUGAACCAACGCCUUGGCGACGUGGAAAGAAGGAAAAACCCGUCGAAGAACCUGAAGAAGUCAAGGAAUGGCCCAAAGGCAAACGGCGUCCUCUAGAAGAGGAACCAAAGGAAGAGGUUAUCCUCAAACCAAUUCCCAAACCGCAGAAAGAAGAGCUACCUGAACCAGUAGAAGAACCAAAACUGAAGCCCAAACCGGUUCCAACUCCAGAAGAGCCGGAAAAACCUGAACCAACACCCUGGCGACGUGGUAAAAAGGAAAAACCUUCCGAAGAACCCGAAGAGGUCAAGGAAUGGCCUAAAGGUAAACGGCACCCAUUGGAGGAACAACCAAAGGAAGAGGUUAUCCUCAAACCAAUCCCCAAACCACAGAAAGAAGAGGAACCUAAGCCAGUAGAAGAGCCUAAACUCAAACCUAAACCGGUCCCAACUCAAGAAGAGCCGGAAAAACCGGAGCCAACACCCUGGAAACGGGGUCAAAAGGAAAAACCUGUGGAAGAACCUGAAGACGUCAAGGAAUGGCCCAAGGGCAAACGGCGUCCAUUGGAGGAACAACCCAAGGAAGAAAUUACAUUGAAACCCAUUCCAAAAGCCACAAAAGAGGAAGAACCUCAAAAACCAGAACCGGUUGAACUGGAGCCCGUAGAGAAACCGGCACCGACUCCCUGGCGUCGGGGAAAACCGAAGGAAAAACCUCAAGAGCCAGAACCCAUGGAGGAAAUUAAGCUGAAACCAACACCAAAACGUGCUCCAGUACAGGAGGAAGCAAAGGAGGAAGUGGUUUUGAAACCGGUACCCAAACAAGAAGCUAUUGUUGAAGAUAUUCCAAAGGCGGUUGAGCUGAAGCCAAUUGAAGACAAAAAGGAACCAGUGGAGAUUCGCGUUGAAAUUGAAGAACAAAUUGUUACCAAAACGAAGCGGCGAGUGAAGAGACCGAAAAAACCUCAGGAACAGUUUGCAACCGAAAGUGUCGCUCCCAUGGAGGAGGUUGAAUCAUUCGACGAAGACGAAGAGCUACCACAUGUGGCCGAGACUGUCGCUGAAAUUGUACCAGAAGAAGUGUUGGAGCUCAUUCCGGAGGAAGUACCUUUGGAAAAACCGAAGAAACGAAAAUCGAGAACCAAUAAGCACGUGGUGUUCAAAGAGGAACUUAGCACGUACGAAAUUCAACCGGAGGUUGUUCAAGAUGAAGAGGAAGAAGAAGAGGAGGAAGAGAUUCAACAGGAAGUGUCGCAGAAAACGAUUCAACUGAAACCCACGGAGGUGACAGAAGUGAAGCCACAGCCAGUCGAAUCGAUUCCAAUUCAAGAAAUUGUGGAAGAACAAUCAGAGUUCCGAAAAGAAAUGGAAGUUAAGAUCCAGUCGAACAUUGUUAAGAAGGAAAAGCGGCGAGUAUUUGUUGAUGAUAGUCAGCCUCUGCCAGAGUUGGAAAUAAUUACACAGAAACGGGUUCAAGAAGUAACCGACAAGGUUGCGGAAGAAAACGUCCGUGAAGAGCAGCAUAUUCUGGAAAGUGUACAGCAAACAAUCGCUGAAACCAAGAUUCAAGAGCAAAAGAUUAAGAUAAAGAAACAGAAAGUUCAACCACCGAACUUCAUUGAGAAACUACAACCUCAAAUUUGUGAGCCGAAUCAACCGGUUCUGUUGCAGUGCAAGAUCGAAGGAAUUCCAUUCCCAGCAGUCCAGUGGUAUUUCAAUGAUACCGUCUUGUUUGCCAAUCCAGAGUACAUAAUGAACAUUGUAGAAGAUGUGGCAACACUGGAGAUUGCUACCGUGAUGCCAUACCAUGUGGGAGUGUACACGUGUGAGGCGAAGAACGUCGCUGGCAUUGCGCUCAGUAAAGCGAACAUCGUGGUUCAGGCGAAACCAGAAGUGGGGGAAGCGCCGACAUUUAUCACUCCGCUGAAGAUAUCUGUCAACGAGGAUAAGUCAGUUGCAACCGUAACUUGUCAAGUUCAUGGAAUUCCCAAGCCUAAGGUCCGGUAUUUCCGAGAUGAGGAGGAAAUCGUCGAAAUUGAAGAAAUCGAGACCGUUUAUAUUGAAGAGACGGGGCAGGUCAGGUUGACAGUGAAGAAGCCAAAGCAAAAUGUCCCAGUUGUGUACACCAUUCAAGCGGAGAAUAAGUUUGGAAAAGCGGUAGGAAAGGCUAAUCUUUUCAUUCAAUCCAUAAUUAUUGAAAAACCAAAGGUUGAAAUGAUCGCUCCUAAGAUCGUGGAACCGUUGCAAGCUCAAGUGGUCAAGACCGGAUCGACAUUGGUGUUCGAGUGCCGGUUCACGGGAAUGCCUAAGCCAACUGUCAAAUGGUUCCGCAACAGUAAGGAAGUUGUGGAAGAAGAAGAAGUGACCAUAGUCACUGAGGAGUAUUACAGCAAGAUUGUCAUCACAAGGAUGACUAAGAAACGCACAGGAAAGUACGAAAUUGUGGUGUUCAAUGAGGCGGGCGAGGCAAAAUCUUCGGCCUCCGUUGCCAUUUCGGACACAUCAGAAAUGGACGAAGCCAAGGCUCCCAGGUUCGUAGAACCGUUGACGCCGAAGUUGGUCGCAGAAGCCGAAGUCUGUAUCUUGGAAGCGCUGGUGGAUUCAUAUCCGACAUCUACGUUCCAGUGGUUCCGAGAAGGUGCUGCCAUCAAAUCAUCCAACGAACUGCGCAUAGUCACCGACGAAAACAAGUCCAUCUUGAUUAUUGAGUCGUUCAAUAGACGAGAUGUGGGUGCGUAUACGUGCCGGGCGGAAAAUGUGGCGGGUUCCGUAACAUCAACAGCCACCGUACAGGUGCUGGAAACGAUUGAAACCGAAGAGGUUACCGAAUAUAUAUCACCACGUUUUAUCGAACCGAUAAAACCAACGCGUGUUAUGGACGGCGAGAAAUUGAUUUUGGCAUGCCAAGUUCAGGCAGCGCCUCUACCGAAAGUUCAGUGGUAUCACAACGAGCAGCUGAUUGUCGAAACGAAAGAUAAGGUCUUCCAACAAGACAGCAGUGGCCGCUGCGUGUUGACCGUUUCAGAGGUAUUCCCAGAGGACACGGGUGAGUAUUCUUGCGUGGCCAGCAACAAGCUUGGCGAAGCAAUUUGCAAGACUACAGUGAACGUCGAACCGUUUGAGUAUGUUCCCGAUUCGGAACAAUUCCGCAGCUCCGAAGAGGAUUUGUUGACCGACAAGUCUAUCUCAACAUUGGAGGAAUAUGCCGAACCGAUUGAGUAUGCUCCGCAGAUUGUGAAGCAGCUUCCCGAGGUGAUUAUGUCCGAAGAGCGUCAGCUGACCAAGCUAGAGGUGAAAGUAUUAGCACAACCGAAGGCACAGAUUCGUUGGCUAAAGGCCAACGAAGAAAUCAUACCGUCCGAAGAGUUCCAGAUUGAGAACUUUGAGGACGGCACUUCGAUCUUGGUCAUCAACGACAUCUAUCCGGAUGACUCCGGUACUAUUACGUUCGAAGCGCACAACGCGCUAGGGGUUGCCACGACUACUACAGAGCUUGUAGUGGAAGAACACGUCGGAUCCAAGGCCUACAGAAAGCCAGAAUGGGUGACCUACAUGGAAGAGAUGAAGGAGGCAUUACAAGCUGCUUACGCAAUACCGUCUUUCUCGUUGGAGAUCAAGGAUUCCCGUGCUAUGCUGGGUGAGAGAGGAUACUUCGAGUGUCACUUUGCAGGCAACCCCAAGCCAGAUAUUCUGUGGUAUCGUAAUGGUAAGAUUGUAAUCGGAAAUGAGCGCGCCAGAAUUCGCACCGAGGAACACUUGGCCACGCUGACUAUCUACCCGGUUGAGGUCGAAGACUUUGGGUUCUACAAGUGCCGCGCGAUGAGCGAAGCCGGUUCGUGCGAAUCGUACGCCAAGUUGAUCGAAUCGACGACAGAAACGAUGACCGAAGAGGAAAGAACGGAAUUGGAUGCGCAGUACGAAAUUAAGCGUGCCGUUCGGAACGGAAACGGCCGGUCCAAGGUCGAAAAGGUCGAGGUCGUGAUUGAAGAAUCGGAGGAAGUGCUGCGCAAAAAAGCGGAGCGGAAGAGUUUACGCGAAUCGAAGAGAAAACAGAAGGAAACGCUGAUGGUGGAAGAGAUCGUGCAAAAGGAGCUGGAAAGUUCUGUACACGAGAAAGUGAAGUUCUCGCAAGAGUCAUCCGCAACUCUGACGACGAGUACCACUUCUGAACUGACGCAGGAUAUCAAAAUAGCAAAGGACAAGGCUACCGUCAAGUUCAAAGAGCACCGUGAGACAUUGAUCGAAGAAGUUGUCACAACCGAGACAGUUAAAGAAUUCGAGCGCAUGGUGAUCACCGAGAAGUUGGAUGUUUCCGAUGUGGAAAGUGUCAAGCAUUCUGUCCAAGUUAAUGAAAUUUUGACGAAUUUGAAGGCGGCGGACUUUGGCCCCGGUGAGGCACCAUUACGGGAGCUGGCAACUAUUGCCUAUAUGGUGAAGCAUGGUGUCGCUGUCAGCGAGAUUAGCAGCUUCUACCAAUCGGAUCACUUCCCGGCGCUGAAAACACCGGAGUCACAGUCGGCCUUGGUGCUGCUAUUGGAACGCGAAGGCUACGCCAGUAUUGUGACCGAGAUCCUCACAGAGACCGACAUGGAUGAAACGCAGCUGGCCGCAACUGCCGGCUUCCGUGCAUUUAUGCGUAUGAUCGAGCUGAACCACGCCAGUGUUGAGGAGAUCAUCACCCACUUCUCGCCGGAGGACUUCUUCAUGCACGAAUGGAAACUGGAACAGGCGGAUGAGAAAUUCGAAGAAACUCGACUUGUCUCAUCGACUGAAGUCCGCACAACUGAAACCACCGUGAUGACGAAGAAGGAGCUGGACAUCAAAGGUUUGAAAUCCUAACUUUCCUACCGCAACGCGUUCGUAUGAGCUUCCUGCUUCUCUAUAUCCUAAUAUAUUUCUACUACUACUCCUUAAUCAAAACCGCUCUCACAGUUGUAUCUUUUCUUUUUGAUCGAAAAUGUUUCUUCAUCGAUUGUAUUCCCACUACUCUUACUGACCACUAUUGACGAACCAGAAACCUAGAGUUCUUGAAACGAGUUGUUUUAGCGCUUAUUUGCUUAAAAUUGAAACGCUAUAAAAUAUGUUGAUGCACAACGAUUGAACCACUAGGCUAAGUCGAAUCUGAAUAAAACGCUUUAGUAUUUUA
Messenger RNA from Armigeres subalbatus, 8274 nucleotides. RefSeq names its product titin-like. The coding region runs from base 366 to 7967 and encodes 2533 amino acids. Lineage: Eukaryota; Metazoa; Arthropoda; Insecta; Diptera; Culicidae. The record is from RefSeq and is a predicted model, not a curated record. The transcript is spliced from 7 exons.